Molecule: messenger RNA, 1614 nt
Organism: Salvia miltiorrhiza (redroot sage)
Lineage: Eukaryota; Viridiplantae; Streptophyta; Magnoliopsida; Lamiales; Lamiaceae
Product: VAMP-like protein YKT61
Exons: 6
Coding region: 711-1313 (200 amino acids)
Biological process (GO): endoplasmic reticulum to Golgi vesicle-mediated transport
Cellular component (GO): membrane; Golgi apparatus
Molecular function (GO): SNAP receptor activity
Source: RefSeq, a predicted model, not a curated record
GUUCCACACGGCUGUCCCUCGCCAAAUCCUUUUGCGUCCAUUAAGUAGCUGCUCGUAAAUUAUUCGAGAUUUGAUUUGCCGACUAUUAAAAAUAUAUUAGAGUAUAGUUCGUUCGAUUAUAUGUUAAUUAAUUUACAUUUUGAUUUUGCUUUUCAUCUUAUAUAAGUUUUUCCUUUCAUAACAUUUAAAUUAACUUCCUUUCUAUAUCUCAAAACAUUUUGGACAAAAGGAGAUUCCAUUCUCGAUGUAACGAUAGUGUUUUUUCCUUGUCGACUAUGAUUCAACAUGUUGCAAUUUUUUUCUUUUUCAAAAAAUAAAUAAAUUAUGUUGCAAUUUUUACCCUUAAAAAGCACAUGUUGUAAAAUUUCAGAGAUACAAAUGAACUUAAUAAAAUCACAGCAUCUACGAUUCUAAAUAAAUAAACAAAUAAAUAAAAAUCAGAUCAUCUAUAAUAGUGGAUCAGCCAUAUCUUUUUAUUUAGGUGAAUUCAAAGAGAUCAUAUUGUUAGAAUUUUGUGAAAUUGGCGAGUGACAGAAAAGCAAAAGCCAAGCAAAGAGCAUCAGAUCCAUCAACACUUUUCCCAUUUGAAAGCGGAAAACGAAUAAAGAAUUUUAAAAGACCAAUUUUGGGGUUUCUCGCCUUCCUUAACGAGUAACGUAGAGGUAAAAUUUUGCAAAUUCUCCCCCGUUUGUCGCGCAGAGAGAGAGAGAAUGGUGAAGAUCACGGCGCUGAUGGUACUGAAAUGCACUCCGGAGGGUGCGGAUCCGGUUAUAUUGGUGAACGCCUCGGAUCUAAGCAGUUUCGGAUUUUUCCAACGCCCCAGCGUUAAGGAGUUCAUUAUUUUCGUGGGUCGGACCGUAGCUAAACGGACGCCGCCCGGCCAACGGCAAUCGGUGCAGCAUGAAGAAUACAAGGUUCAUUCUUAUAAUCGAAAUGGCUUGUGUGUAUUGGGGUUCAUGGAUGACCACUAUCCCGUCCGAAGUGCGUUUUCACUGCUCAAUCAGGUCUUCGAUGAAUAUCUAAAGAACUUUGGUGAUUCAUGGAAAUCUGUUCAAGCUGAUAACGCUCAACAAUGGCCUUAUCUAAGCGAGGCACUUGCCAAAUUUCAGGAUCCCGCUGAGGCUGACAAGCUGUUACGAAUCCAGCGGGAGUUGGAUGAAACUAAAAUUAUUCUUCACAAAACUAUUGACAGUGUGCUAGAACGAGGUGAGAAGCUUGAUAGCUUGGUCGAGAAGAGUUCAGAUCUCAGUGCAGCUUCUCAGAUGUUUUACAAGCAGGCGAAGAAGACCAAUCAAUGUUGUACUGUAUUGUAAAUGCUUGAUAAAGGAGGGGAUUAUCUCAUUCUCAUACAUGGAUGGCUAAGUUGUGUUGAUGAAUUGAUAAAUGUGAAGUUUGGCAGUGUUUAUAUUACUUGUGUAAUGUUGUGAGGCUCAAAUCUUUGGUUGUUCCUCCUAUAUCUCUGUUAUCACAUUGGGAAAAGGUUAAAUCAUGUUGGCAAAUUGGCAGUGGUUGUGCUGUUACAAUGCGACAUUGGUGUUCUUUUUUAUAGCUUUAAUCAGCUUACUUAUGUUGAUUGAUGCUACAGUCAAUAUAUAUUAGAUUUAAUUGCUCAAA